Molecule: messenger RNA, 939 nt
Organism: Cebus imitator (Panamanian white-faced capuchin)
Lineage: Eukaryota; Metazoa; Chordata; Mammalia; Primates; Cebidae
Product: olfactory receptor 1052-like
Biological process (GO): G protein-coupled receptor signaling pathway; sensory perception of smell
Cellular component (GO): membrane
Molecular function (GO): olfactory receptor activity; odorant binding; G protein-coupled receptor activity
Source: RefSeq, a predicted model, not a curated record
AUGGCUGAAGAGAAUAUUACAGUUGUGACUGGGUUUAUUCUCUUGGGAUUGACAAGUCAUGCUGAACUCAAAGUUGCACUUUUCGUGUUGUUCCUGGUGAUUUAUGCCAUUACCUUGGUGGGGAAUCUGGGCAUUAUCUUCUUAAUCCAAAUCACCCCAAAGCUUCACACACCCAUGUACUUUUUCCUCAGCUGGCUUUCGUUUGUGGAUACCUGUUAUUCAUCAGUUAUUGCACCCAGAACACUGAUCAACUUCUUGGUUGUGAGGAAAACCAUUUCCUUCUCUGCCUGCAUAGGACAGCACUUGUUUUUCGGGCUGUUCAUUACUACCGAAGGCUUCUUGCUGUUGGUGAUGAUGGCCUAUGACCGCUAUGUGGCCAUUGUGAGUCCCUUGCUUUAUACUGUAGCCAUGUCUAAGAGAAAGUGUGUGGUGCUGGUUACUGGAUCAUUCAUAGGGGGAAUGAUUAAUUCACUGACACACACAGUCGGCUUAGAGAGACUGUACUUUUGUGGGUCCAAAGUUGAUCAUUUCUUCUGUGAUGUCCCUCCACUGCUAAAGCUGUCAUGUUCUGACACCUCCAUGAAUGAGUUGUUGCUGUUAACCUUCUCCGGAGUCAUUGCCAUGGUCACCUUCUUAAUUGUGAUCAUUUCCUACAUCUUCAUUGCUUUUGCUAUCCUGAGGAUCCGCUCAGCAUCAGGCAAGCAGAAAGCCUUCUCCACCUGUGCCUCUCACCUGACUGCCGUGACCAUAUUCUAUGGUACCUUAAGCUUUAGCUACAUUCAGCCAAGCUCCCAGUAUUCUGUGGAACAGGAGAAAGUGGUUUCUGUGUUCUAUACGCUAGUGAUUCCCGUGUUAAAUCCAUUGAUAUACAGCCUAAGAAACAAGGAUGUAAAGGAGGCAGUGAAAAGGGCCAUAGAAAUGAAACAUUUCCUCUGUUAA